AUGGAAUUGAACAUUCUAUCACCCGUGGCACCCGUUCGAUCGAAGCAACGUGCCGAGCGUAUGGAGAUUGACGAUGAAAGCCAGCCGCAUUUGGUGAAUCCAGGCGAAACAGUGACGACCGAUCAACAGUUCAUGAGGGGUCAUGGUACAUACUCGGAUGGAGAAGGCGUGGUUGUAUCUGCAGUAGCUGGUGCUGUGGAGCGAGUCAACAAGUUGCUUUCUGUACGGCCACUCAAGACGCGAUACACACCCGAGAUUGGAGAUAUUGUCGUAGGUCGCGUGACCGAAGUCAUUACCAAACGAUGGAAAGUGGAUGUCGCAGGCCGACAAGAUGCAGUAUUACUUUUGAGCUCGGUCAAUUUGCCUGGUGGUGUUCAACGACGAAAGAACGAAUCGGAUGAGUUACAUAUGCGUCAAUUCUUUGCUGAAGGAGAUGUCCUUGUGGCUGAAGUACAAAGUUUCUAUCAAGAUGGUGCAAUGGGUCUUCAUACACGUGCGUUCAAGUAUUGCAAGUUACGCAAUGGAUCCUUUGUCAGUGUACCUCCUGUGCUUGUUCAACGCUGUAAAUCGCAAUUCCAUAGUCUGCCAUCAGGUGUCGACAUUAUCUUGGGUCUGAACGGUUACAUUUGGGUCAACAAGAAGAUGCAAGGUAUUGCCAACAUCAAUGCAGAUGACAUCGAUACCAGCGUCUCCUACUCGAAUGAAAAUGACGAGAUAUCCAUGGAAGAACGAGAAAGCAUCGCUCGCGUCGUCAAUUGUAUAUCAGCACUUGCAAAACGUUACAUGUACAUCAAUGACACAGUUAUCGUUUACACAUAUGAAGCAUCAUUACCUUACACCGUCAAGGAGCUCUUAAAAGAAGAUGUGAUUGAAGCCAUUACUUCUGAAGCAAGCGCACGCAUGCAAAUGCCAUAG
Molecule: messenger RNA, 915 nt
Organism: Lichtheimia ornata
Lineage: Eukaryota; Fungi; Mucoromycota; Mucoromycetes; Mucorales; Lichtheimiaceae
Exons: 4
Coding region: 1-915 (304 amino acids)
Biological process (GO): exonucleolytic trimming to generate mature 3'-end of 5.8S rRNA from tricistronic rRNA transcript (SSU-rRNA, 5.8S rRNA, LSU-rRNA); nuclear polyadenylation-dependent rRNA catabolic process; poly(A)-dependent snoRNA 3'-end processing
Cellular component (GO): cytoplasmic exosome (RNase complex); nuclear exosome (RNase complex)
Molecular function (GO): RNA binding
Source: RefSeq, a predicted model, not a curated record